CCUGUCCAGCAGCUCAGUGCUACAGACAGUAUUAUAUUACUUAAGGAUAGGGGGAGCGGGAGCAGCACAAGCGCAGCCACUUCAGCGGCCAUGGAGAAGAGGACGGCGGAUUUUGUGUUUGUGUACCCCUCUAAACACACUCUGAACGAGUAUGUACACGAGUUCAUCAGGAUUGUUAAAGAAGACGCACUUCUAGAAGUCGAAGAAGAAGAAAUACCAGCUAAGGACGACGUGUUGGUAAAAAUAUAUGCCCCUUUCUGCCAACUGAGCAAGACGGCAGAAAUACUGAAACUUAAAAUGCCGCUACCGACCGCUUCAGAACCGCUGUCCCUGGCUGAGGAGGUCGUGACGUCAGAAAGUGGAGAAUGCCUGGACUGGAAUCUCUUGAUGAAGUGCUGGGAGGGUCUGGUCAGGAACUUUGAGAGCGAACCCCAGUGCGAGGAUGUGAGCACAACCUACACCCAUAACGAAGGCCUCUUCGAGAACAUUGAAGAGGAGGAGUCCUUCUUCCGGCCUGCACUGAGAUCUCUACUGGCAUACCACAUUCUUACCAGCAUUGAUGUAAGCAAGGAGAAAGGUGCAAAGCGUCAGAAAGGCUUGCUGUACCUGCAAAUGAAGGGAGCCAUCAAGACAUCCUUCACACUGCAUGAUCCGAGCGUGUAUUUUAAAAAGAACACUCAAAGCCAGAAUGGGUUCACGCUGCUAAGUGACAAUGAUAGCUUCAUAUCAAACAGGGACGAUAUAGCUUUACUCAACACAACGUGGGCCAAGCCCUACUUGAAGCUGCAGCCCCUCUGCAGAAUCAGGAAUUAUUUUGGAGAGAAGAUAGCUCUGUAUUUCGCCUUUGUUGAGACGCUGCAGUUAUCCUUGAUCAUUCCUGCACUUAUUGGGUUUUGCAUUUUCAUAUACGGCCUACAUUUAAGCAUAGUCUGUCAUCGUUCCACCAGUGAACAUCUAAUGGGGCAGAACAUUCAGACCCUGUGCCAGUCGUCUCAAAUGCUCAGCAUUGAAGUGAACAAAACUUUAGACAACAUCAGGGGGAAGUGCCACAACCUGGAGUGGAGAAGGAGGAUGAUAGUGAACACAGUUAACCAGACCUGCUUGAUAGGAGGCAGCUAUAUUCCAGUGCAGGUGACCUUUGAUGACGUGUCCACCAUUAUAAAGUCUUCUUUGGACAAUGAUGCCACGCCGGUUUUUGCUUUAAUUGUUUGCCUCUGGGGAACAGUUUUCCUUGAGCUGUGGAAAAGAAAGACAGCGACUCUUGCACACAAGUGGAAAGUAAAGGAUUACGAAAGCAACGAGCCGGAUCGAACUGAAUUUGUGGGAAGCAAAAUCAAAAAGGACCUGGUCACCGGGGCACAGAUAAUGUACUACCCCACCAAGCUCCGCUACAUGAAGAUCUUUGUAUCGUUUUCUGUUCUUCUGCUUUUGGUUGGCCUGGUUCUGGUCAGUGUAUUCGGGGUGGUCGUUUACAAGACCGUGACAAGGAUCUGGGUGCAGACUAAGAAUCCAGUGGAGAGCUACGUUCUGUCCUCAGUGGUCAGCGCGUUUCUCAACAUGCUGUCCAUCAUGAUCCUGGGACAGAUUUAUCAAAGAAUUGCUAUAAAAAUGACUGAAUGGGAAAACUACAGAACCCAAACUGCUUACAAUGAUGCCCUCAUUAAAAAGCUGUUUGCUUUUCAGUUUGCGAACAGCUAUGCUUCACUGUUUUAUAUAGCAUUCCUCAGAGGGAGCAAUCGUCAGGUCUUUAGAAAUGUGGGUCUGGAGGGGCUGGAGGAUGACUGCGGCAUGUUGAACAACUGCAUCUCCGAGCUCAGCAUUCAGCUCCUCGUGGUAAUGCUGCUCAAGCCGCUGCCAAAGUUCUGCAAAGACGUGAUAUACCCCUUCUUCUCCAGGUUUGUGAAGAGGCUGGUAGUCAAAACUUGCCUCACCAGAGACCAGGAGGACCCAGAAACCACACCUCUGAUGACUCGCUUUAUUCUACAUGAAAAACGGAAACCAGACCUCGGCAAUUUCACGCUGGAAGAAUACAACGAGAAAGUCAUACAGUACGGGUACCAGAUGCUCUUUGCAGCGUGUUUUCCUCUGGGGCCUCUUCUUUUCUUCAUCACUCUCUGGGUUGAUAAAUGGAUCGAUGCCAAGCGACUCUUGUGGAUGUACCGACGGCCUGUUGCCUGGAUAGCGCAAGACAUAGGUCCCUGGUACACCAUACUGGAAUUAAUCAAUGCAGUAGCGGUGCUGACCAACGCCUGUCUCAUUGCUUUCAGCGCACAGUACGGUAGAGAGAGACCUUUGGUUGAACAGCUAACAAUCUUAAUCGUUUUUGAGCAUAUUGUUUUUGUGGUGAAGUUCAUUGUAGCAAACAUUAUCCCAGACCUGCCCCAGAGAGUGAAACUGGCCAUCAAACAGGAAAGUUAUAAAGUUGAGAAGGAGAAAGCCAAGAAGAAAAAAAUGACAUGACAGCCAACGGGUAUGUACUGGUAAGGGGGAUUCAGUUGUUCUA
Molecule: messenger RNA, 2503 nt
Organism: Polyodon spathula (Mississippi paddlefish)
Lineage: Eukaryota; Metazoa; Chordata; Actinopteri; Acipenseriformes; Polyodontidae
Product: anoctamin-10-like
Exons: 19
Coding region: 91-2460 (789 amino acids)
Biological process (GO): chloride transmembrane transport
Cellular component (GO): plasma membrane
Molecular function (GO): protein dimerization activity; chloride channel activity
Source: RefSeq, a predicted model, not a curated record